Amphiprion ocellaris (clown anemonefish) is the source of this 1948-nucleotide messenger RNA. RefSeq names its product misato mitochondrial distribution and morphology regulator 1 (gene msto1). Gene Ontology annotation, cellular component: cytoplasm. The record is from RefSeq and is a predicted model, not a curated record. Gene Ontology annotation, biological process: mitochondrion distribution. The transcript has 14 exons. NCBI's taxonomy places the organism in Eukaryota, Metazoa, Chordata, Actinopteri, Pomacentridae. The coding region runs from base 110 to 1882 and encodes 590 amino acids.
CAGGGUUAGCUCGUCUCGGCUCAGUGUUGUCGCCUCCAAACAUCCAUGAUGCUUCUGGUUCUCCCAGCAGCGGCUCCCAGCUCCUCUCCUGCCCGCUGACAGCGCCACCAUGAGCGGCCUCUGCAGAGAAGUCAUCACCCUCCAGCUCGGACAUUAUUCCAACUUUGUGGGGACCCACUGGUGGAAUUUACAGGAUGCGUCUUUGUCGUACGAUCCCGAGUCGCCUCCCGGUGAGAUCCAGAGCGAUGUGGUGUUUCGUGAAGGACAGACUCUGGGAGGACACGUCACCUACACGCCUCGACUCAUCGCCAUGGACCUCAAAGGAAGUCUUCGGACUCUGCGGCAGGAGGGGAGUCUGUAUGAUGCCGGCAAGGACACUUCAGCUGUCACCUGGGACGGAAGCCUCCUGAUGCACAAAGAAAGUCCUCCUGCGAAGAACUCAUUUCUAGAAGAUUUGGAUAAGCUGGAUAAGGGGCAAAUCCUGGCCGAGGUGGAUUUCUCCUGCAGCUCUCAGCCUCAGUGUUCAGCAGCAGCCGGCGGCUCAGUGAGCGUCGAGUCGGUCAACAGUCGACUGUCUCGGGUCCAGAGGGGCUACCGGCUGGAGGGCAGCGUCAAAGUCUGGUCUGACUUCCUGAGGAUCCACCUCCACCCCAGAACCAUCUCAGUCGUCCACCAGUACAACCACGACGGAGAGGCUCAUCGUCUGGAGGCCUUCGGUCAGGGAGAAUCUCUGCUGCAGGGAUCAGUGUUGGAGGAUCUGGAGGACAAACUGCACUUCUUUGUGGAGGAAUGUGAUUAUCUCCAGGGUUUCCAGGUUCUCUGUGACUUGGCUGAUGGUUUCUCAGGUCUUGGAUCGAAGGUCACAGAGAUGCUUCAGGACUCUUAUGGAGGUCGAGGCGUCCUGACGUGGGGUUUAGCUCCCGUUAGCCACCCGGACUCGACUCCGGUGAAGGACCUCUACCACCUCCUGAACUGCACCUUAGGGACCGUCCACCUGGCCAAUCACAGCUCCUUCUUCUGCCCGCUGACGCUUCGUGGAGGUUUGGGCAGAAGACCUUCAUCUCCCACCACGUUCAGCCACCUCAGUUACGAUCCGUCGCUCUGGUACCACUCCAGCUCCGUCCUGGCUUUGGCCCUGGAUGCCCUGACGGCGCCCUACCGCCUGAGGAACAACAGCGUCCCCAUGUGGCAGCUGGCCGACAUGCUGGCCGUGUCUGGGAGGAAGGUAGUGGCUGCAUACGGCGCCGUCCCCUUUCCCAUGAUGCACGGCGGCUCCCUGCCCGACGCUCUGAGCGCGUGCAGUGACGCUCCGCCCUGGAGGCCGCUGUCGGCCUGUCCUGAGGCCGACGGUCGAUGCUACGGCCAGUGGACCACGCUGAAAGGCUUCGAGGGCCAGAAACUGAUCAGCUCUCUGGCUCCAGGAAUCAAACCUCCUACUCCCCUCCACAGCCUCCACAGCGGUGAAGACGUCUUGUCGUCCUACAUCAGAUCUUUCUACCCUUCAGCUCCUCUAGCUCUUCAGCUGGUGUCCACUCCCAGUAAACUCACGCCUCCGUUCCCUCAGAUCUUCAGCCCGUCGCUGGACGCUCAAGGUUUCCUGCAGAAUGAACCACCUCCACCCGGCUGUCCGCCUCCUCUCGUCUCCUCGGUUCCCGUCCUGACGUCCCUCCAGUCGGGUCCGGCCCUGGGCUCCUGGCUGUCGGAUCUUCAUCGCGCCGCCGCCUCCUUCGACAUCCGCCGCGUGGCCCCCAGCUUCCUGUCCCAGGGGCCCGAACUGGCCGACUACCAGGAGGCCCUGGAGCAGCUCCGCCUGCUGGCCCGCUGUUACCGUGACGACAGCAGCGGCGUGAUGCGGUCUUCGUCUGAGGAGGACGACGACUGACCCGGACAGACGGAUGUAACGGACUCUGAGGACUGUUUAUAUGUAAUAAAUGUAUUUUAUACCGAC